Molecule: messenger RNA, 327 nt
Organism: Trypanosoma theileri
Lineage: Eukaryota; Euglenozoa; Kinetoplastea; Trypanosomatida; Trypanosomatidae
Exons: 1
Coding region: 1-327 (108 amino acids)
Source: RefSeq, a predicted model, not a curated record
AUGAAAAGGGAGGCUUCGGUUGCUCCGCCGUUUCCCGAGAGUUGUCGGUUAAAAUUUGUGCCGUCGGGCUGCCCGAAUUCGGUCCCUGGGAAGGCCAGGGUUUUUUUUCCCUCGGUAAAAGGUUCUUUUGUUUUUGGUCUUCCUUGUUUUUGGUUUCACGGGGUUUCUGUUUUCGCUUGGAAAAGGAAGAAGGACUUCGUUACCGCGAAAGGGAUGGUCCGCUACGUUGUCAGGGGUCCCUUUGACAUAGAAUCCUGUCCCCGAAAUGUUGUGUGGGACAGGGAACUGGAAAUGGCAGCGGUUCGUGGACAGAAACCACUCCGUUAA